Molecule: messenger RNA, 2877 nt
Organism: Scleropages formosus (Asian bonytongue)
Lineage: Eukaryota; Metazoa; Chordata; Actinopteri; Osteoglossiformes; Osteoglossidae
Gene: fgfrl1b
Product: fibroblast growth factor receptor like 1b
Exons: 6
Coding region: 1-1455 (484 amino acids)
Cellular component (GO): plasma membrane
Molecular function (GO): fibroblast growth factor binding; fibroblast growth factor receptor activity
Source: RefSeq, a predicted model, not a curated record
AUGAUGGAGGUGCUCGGCCGGCUCUCCCUCGGGAGGCUGCCCGCUCUCUGCCUGCUGCUGCUGUCCGCUCAGGCUCUCGGCCCUCCCCAAGUAAGCCGCCCCGUGGAGGAGAGGCAGAUGGCAAGACUGGGCCAGAUGGUGCGCCUGCCCUGCCCUGUGGAGGGGGACCCACCACCCCUGGUGCUGUGGGUGAAGGACGGUCGUAAUGUGAACCGUGGCUGGGGCCACUACCGGGUGCUGAAGAAUGGCCUCAAGAUCAAGCAUGUGGAGCUGGAAGAUGCUGGCGUGUACGUGUGCCGUGCCACCAAUGGCUUCGGCAGCAUUGCCCUCAACUACACUCUCGUUGUUGUGGACGACUCAGCAGACACACGGCGCCACUUUCCUCAUGGAGCAGAGGAGCCCAGCGCAGAUCUGACCCAGCAGGAGCCCACAGGACCACCCCUGGUGAGACCGCGCUUCAGUCAGCCCACCAAGAUGCGGCGCCGUGUCCUGGAGCAGCCCGUGGGUAGCUCGGUGAGGCUCAAGUGCUUGGCCAGCGGGAGCCCAGAGCCCAUCGUCACCUGGUGGAAAGACCACACCCAACUGGCAGUCCCGCGUCGGGGGCGGCGCCCUCAUUGGACCCUCACCCUGAAGAACCUGCAGCCACAGGACAGUGCCAAGUACACCUGCCACGUGUCCAAUGCGGCCGGGCACAUCAACGCCACCUACAAGGUGGACGUCAUUGAACGUACCAACUCUAAACCCAUCCUCACAGGAACCCACCCGCUCAACACCACUGUGGAGUUUGGUGGCACCGCCUCCUUCCAGUGUAAGGUGCACAGCGACGUCAAGCCCGUCAUCCAGUGGCUCAAACGAGUGGACCCAGGUGCCGAAGGACGCCACAACUCCACCCUGGAAGUGGGAGGGCAACACUUUGUGGUGUUGCCCACGGGGGAGGUGUGGUCCCGGCCUGACGGCUCCUACCUCAACAAACUAGCAAUUGUCAAGGCCCGCGAGGAAGAUGCUGGCAUGUACAUCUGCCUGGGGGCCAACACCAUGGGCUACAGCUUCCGUAGCGCCUACCUCACCGUGCUGCCAGACCCCCAGAUGGAGAACACAGUGACACCGCCACACCUGAACUCAGGCCUGCCAUGGCCACUGAUCAUCGGCAUCCCCGCAGCAGCUCUGCUCAUAGUGGGCACCAUUGUGCUCUGGUUGUGCCACAGCCGGCGGCGUCACGGCGUGCUGGCGCCUCGAGCGGCCGUCCCCAGCCACCGGGAUAAGGAUUCCACCACGACCUGCGCCACCACGCCUGACUUCCCCAACCAGAGACUGCUGGGCGUGAGCCCCCCGGCCUUUGGCAGCCCCCAGAAAGUCUACUCCAAAGUGUACACGGAUACACACACCCACACACACACCCACUGCCACGCUCACAUAGACAGCAAGAUCCACCAACAUUUCCACUACCAGUGCUGAUGAACGCCCCCUGGUCCUUUCCUCGUGCCCCUGCUGCUCCCCAACCCGCGUGGCCUUGCAAUGCUCAACUCCAGCUGAGCCACAGAGUUUACAUAGGAGGAGUACUCACCUGAGCGGUGAUGUCACACCUGGACAGCACCUGUCAUCAAGAGGCAAUGUGGAGAGUGUCAGAGGAGGGAAACACACUCACCUCUAUCUGCUUUAGAAAUACUCCCAUCAGUACAGAGCACAAGCAUACUGCCGUGUGUUUCCUUUUACUGUGUUACUGUGUUAUCCGCAGCGGAUUUUAAUAUUAGGAAAUCCCAUAUAAGCUUUAGUAAACUGGAAGCUGUGACUGUGAUGAAUCUGCUGAGGUCGAGCAGCAGUGCUGUUUACACUGUGUUGUGCCAGGAUCACACUGCGGUACGUCAGUGACACGGCUACCCGUAGGCUGAGAUCGCGCAGCGUGUGUGAGACAAGUCAGGGACUAAGUGUCAGAGGAUGAACUGAUAAGGGCCUCCUUUCUGUUUCUGUUUUCACAGAUGUUCUGUGUCUGGAAAACACAGUAUUCCCGAAAUUUUUGUACUGUUUGUGAUGAAAGCUGCCACAAAGACAUUUGUAAAAGAUAUGUGUAGAAAAAUGCGUAUGAUGUACGAUUCCCUUAAAGUGUGUAUUUUAUUUAAAAUGUCACGCUAUGUGUUUUUGUAUCUGCUGAUGUUACUUAUACGGCACGGCAGCACAGCAAAUGCCUGCUUCGUGUGAGAGAACGUGAGUUCGAUCCUUGCCUAGUCUCGGUGAUGAUUGUAUGUUCUCCUGUGUGUGCAUGGGUUUCCUUCCACACUCCAGAAUCAUGCAGUUCAGGUACAUCGGAGACACUAAAUUGUCCAUAGUGUGGGUAUGUUUGGCUACCUUGUGGUGGGCUGGCAUUCCAUCCAGGGUGUACCUCCCCUCAUGCCCAAUGCUUCUGGGAUAGGCUCCAGACCACUGCAACCCUGCUCAGGACAAGCAGUUAUUGAAAUUAGCUGAAUGGAUGAUAUUUGUUACCCAUGUGAAUGUGCUCAUGUUUCCUAAUAAGGUUUGAUGGAAAAUUACACCAGAGACCAAUAUAAAGGAUGGGCCCAGAAAUUAAACAGUUCAAAUGAUAUGUGAUAUAUAUUAAACUGAUGAUUUUAUGUUUAUAUACAGUAUUUAUUUUGUAUAUGCCCAUAUUAGGUCUUAAUUGCAAUAAUAAUCUUUGAUUAUUUCCAGCUGUUGGGCAAAUCUUUUUUUGUCUGGUUUUAAUUAAGUCCGGUUCCAGGUUCCAAGGUGACAGUUGUGUGUCCAAGUGUUACAAGUGGGUGUUAAACGCAUCUCAUUUCCAUUUAGUCCAGUUGUUGUGUUUAUACAGAAUCAUUCAGAAAUAUUUUUCUAAUAAAACUGGUCACUUUCUUUACUUUUUGGAGU